Blepharisma stoltei is the source of this 588-nucleotide messenger RNA. The record is from the annotation of a GenBank genome assembly. NCBI's taxonomy places the organism in Eukaryota, Ciliophora, Heterotrichea, Heterotrichida, Blepharismidae.
AUGGGAAUUUUUGAGAGUAAAUUUAAUCAAGGACACAGAAUCAUUGAGGUCUAUGAAGGAUUCCCAGCAGAAGAAGUAAAAUUGCAACCUUUUAUUGAUUUUAUUGUAGCUGUAAAUGGAACUAAACUUAUAGAUUCCACUAUUCCUUUUAAUGACAUCGUCAAAUUAAAUGCUAACUGUGAAUUAACUCUAGAAGUAUAUAAUUUAAUUGAAGAGAAGUCAAGAGAAAUUAAAGUAACCCCCAGAACAAUAGAUGGUGAAGGAGUUUUAGGAGUUGCUUUAAGAUAUGAAAAUUCUAUUCAGGCAUGAUCUGAAACUCUUCAUAUAACUAAAGUCCUUGACGAUGGCCCAGCAAAAGAAGUUGGACUCGUUGCAAAUGAGGAUUUUAUUGUUGGAAGCAAGGAUUUUGACAUGGAAAGUAUAGAUGAACUAGAAGAAUAUGCGGAAACUAAUCCCUAUGUAAAUUUAUAUGUAUAUUCAAAUGCUACUAAAUCUGUGAGAUCAGUGACAAUAAACACAGGAUACCCAGAAAAGAAGGGAAGAUUGGGGCUAGAAAUAGCAAUUGGAGCCUUGCAUUCAAUAAAAUAG